CUUAAAUGAAGCUCAGAACCAUCACAUUCUUUACACCAACACAAAAGCAUGGGAUCAUCAACCUUUGGGAAGAAGGUAUGCUCUCUAAUAAUACUCUUCUUUUUGUUUGCUCUGUUGGUUGCAUCACCGAAUCUUGCUUCUAAUGAAGAAGCUGAUGCUCUUCUCACAUGGAAAGCAAGCCUCCCAAAAGAAGCCCAGUCUCAGCUAUCUUCGUGGACUUUGCUUCCCAAAAAUGCCACCAAUUCUUCUACCAAUCUCAAUUCAACCACAAACCCAUCAUGUUCUUGGUCUGGCAUUUAUUGCAACCUUGUUGAAAGAGUCAUCGGUAUAAAUCUUACAUGUUUAGGCCUACAAGGUUCACUCCAUGAAUUUUCAUUCUCGUCUUUCCCUACUCUCGAGUUUGUUGAUCUCAGUACGAACUCACUGUUUGGAACCAUCCCACCUCAAAUCAGUUACCUCUCCAAUCUCAUCUAUCUUGAUCUCUCUAUCAACCAGUUCUCUGGAAAAAUCCCACCAGAAAUUGGCCUGCUGACAAACCUUGAGGUCUUGCGCUUGUUUAAAAAUCAGUUGAACGCCACAAUUCCUCCAGAAAUAGGUCAGUUGAGGUCUCUUGAUGAGCUUGCUCUGUACAGCAACUCCCUAAACGGUCUCGUUCCUUCUUCCUUGGGCAAUUUAAGCAAAUUGGCUUACUUGUACCUCUAUGACAAUCCACUAUCUUGUUCCAUUCCUUUAGAAAUUGGAAAUCUUUCCAACUUGGUUGAACUUUGCAUGUAUUCCAGCAGUUUAACUGGUCCCAUCCCUUCUACUCUUGGAAACUUAAGAAGGUUAACUCUGUUGGACUUAUCUCAGAACAAACUUUCUGGUCUCAUCCCCACAGAAAUAGGACACAUCGAAUCUCUGAAGGAUCUAAGCCUUGCAACAAACAAUCUUGUGGGUUCUAUCCCGACAUCAUUAUGUGACCUCGGAAACCUCACACUUCUCCAUCUCUUCAAGAACAACCUUUCAGGUCCCAUUCCAGAGGAGAUAGGAAACUUGAAGUCUCUUGUGAGUCUCGACUUGAGAGAAAAUUAUAAACUCAAUGGUUCUCUUCCAGCUUCAAUUGGUAACUUGAGCAACUUAGAGGUUUUGUACAUUCGUGACAACCAACUCUCUGGUUCCAUUCCUCUAGAGGUAGAAAAUCUCAUGAAGUUGACAGUAUUUCGAGUGGCAAGAAACCAAUUCACUGGUUAUUUGCCAUCAAAUAUUUGCCGAGGUGGAUUGCUUCGAAACUUUACUGCAAAUGGUAAUAAUCUCACAGGCCCGAUUCCUAAAAGCGUGAGAAACUGCACAACUUUAUAUAGAAUUCGUCUAGACGGGAACCAGCUGACAGGAAAUAUAUCCGAAGUUUUUGGGGUCUAUCCGGACCUGGAUUAUAUAAACCUCAGUAACAACAAAUUUUAUGGUGAACUUUCACCAAACUGGGGAAGGAGCUCACGACUAACUAAUCUAGAAAUUGCAGGGAAUCAUAUCACUGGUAGCAUACCACCUGAGAUUGGAAACGGAACUCGACUACAAGUUCUUGAUCUUUCUUCAAAUGACUUAGUUGGGGAGAUCCCUAAGGAAUUCGGGAGGUUGACUUCUUUGGGGAAGCUGAUAUUGAGGAACAAUCAACUUUCAGGUGGUAUACCUUUAGAGCUUGGCUCCCUGACAAGCCUUGAGUAUCUUGACCUGUCAACAAACAAAUUGAGCAACUCGGUUCCAGGAUAUAUAGGGAACUUCUUAAGACUGCACCACAUGAAUUUAAGCCACAAUGAGUUCAGCCGGGGAAUUCCGACUCAGGUGGCCAAGUUAGUUCAGCUUUCGGUGCUUGACUUGAGUCAUAACAAUCUCACAGGAGAGAUACCAAAGGAGUUCAGGAACAUGGAAAGCUUGGUGACAAUGAAUAUCUCCCACAACAACCUUUCUGGCAUUCUUUCCAAGGCUUUUGAGGACAUGCCCGGCUUGUUGUAUGUCAACAUAGCAUUCAAUGAAUUCUGGGGUCCAAUUCCCAACAACAAAGCAUUUCAAGAUGCCCCGAUAGAAGCAUUGGAGGGGAACAAAGGAUUGUGCGGCCAGGUGAAAGGACUACAACCUUGUCAACCAUCCACUCCAAACAAACAAGUCCGUCAAAAAGGCGACAAGAUCGUGUUCAUAAUCAUAUUCCCCAUUUUGGUAGUACUAGUACUUUUAUUUGCUGUGAUCGGAAUGUCAAGUUUUGUAAGAAGAAAGAGGUCACCGGAAAAAGAAGACGAGAGCUUAUACCCGAUGUUUAUCUUCAAUGGGAAAAAGAUGUAUGAAGAAAUCAUAAAAGCUACCAGGAAUUUUGAUGCCAUGUAUUGCAUUGGAAAUGGUGGAUAUGGAAGCGUCUAUAAAGCACAGCUGCCAUCGGGUAAUAUUGUAGCUGCAAAGAAAAUACACUCAUGUGAUGGUGAUUAUGUGACUGAUCGAAAAGAGUUUCUCAAUGAGAUAAUGGCGUUGACACAAAUACGACACCGAAACAUUGUGAAGCUACAUGGUUUUUGCUCAAACGCACGAUGCUCGCUUUUGAUUUACGAGUACCUUGAGAAUGGCAGCUUGGCCGAAAUCCUAAGCAAAGAAACAGAAGCUAAAGAAUUGAAUUGGAGUAGAAGGGUGAAUAUUGUUAAAGAUGUGGCGCAUGCCUUGUCAUACAUGCAUCAUGAUUGCUCACCGCCCAUUGUUCACAGAGACAUAUCAAGCAAGAAUAUUUUGCUGGAUUCUGACUAUGUAGCGCAUGUUUCAGACUUUGGCACCGCUAAACUUAUGCAGGUAGACUCAUCCAAUUGGACCGGAUUUGCAGGCACGCUUGGAUAUGUAGCACCAGAGCUUGCUUACACAAUGAAGGUGACUGAGAAAUGUGACGUGUAUAGCUUCGGAGUUUUAGCACUUGAAGUAAUCAAAGGAAACCAUCUUGGUGAUUACAUCUCUACUGCAAUAUUGUCUCCCUCCGGUAACAUACAGCUGAAGGACAUAUCGGACCAACGCCUUUCACCUCCCACAGCUGAAGUUGAGGACCAACUGAAAAAGAUUGUAACUUGCGCAACUGCUUGCUUAUGUCAAAAUCCACAGUGUAGGCCAACCAUGCAGAUGAUUUCUCAGAUGUUAUCAGCCUCAACUGUGAAUAUUCCUACUACAUUACACCUGAAGAACUUGAGAGGGUCUAAAUCAUUCUGAGAACAUGUAGCUUAUUCGGGCUUGGCCCAACUGUAACAUCAGUGAUCAU
Molecule: messenger RNA, 3259 nt
Organism: Corylus avellana
Lineage: Eukaryota; Viridiplantae; Streptophyta; Magnoliopsida; Fagales; Betulaceae
Biological process (GO): protein phosphorylation
Molecular function (GO): ATP binding; protein binding; protein kinase activity
Source: RefSeq, a predicted model, not a curated record